This is a messenger RNA of Magnolia sinica, 1069 nucleotides long. RefSeq names its product probable aquaporin NIP-type. Gene Ontology annotation, molecular function: channel activity. Gene Ontology annotation, cellular component: membrane. The transcript has 5 exons. NCBI's taxonomy places the organism in Eukaryota, Viridiplantae, Streptophyta, Magnoliopsida, Magnoliales, Magnoliaceae. The record is from RefSeq and is a predicted model, not a curated record. Bases 156 to 974 code for a protein of 272 amino acids. Gene Ontology annotation, biological process: transmembrane transport.
GAGAAAGCAAGAGAAUAGAGAGAUUAAAACAGAGAAGGCAAUUGGGUCAUAUUCCGGCCAGCCAUCUGACCCACAUCACGACCAUAUAUCUGACCCACUUGAUCCAUCUGAUUAUUUCGUCAAUCUCAUCCAUCUAAUCAAGAUCAUCACUAGCAAUGUCGACUGAUUACAUCGAAGAGGACAUCACUAAGGUGGAUGAAGGCUUAUCCAAGAGCACGUCUGAUGUAGAUCACAGCGACUUUUGUUCGGCCAACAUGGUGAAUUUAACUCAGAAGGUGCUUGCAGAGAUCUUGGGAACUUUCUUUGUGGUGUUUGCUGGAUGUGGAGCAGUGGCUGUGAAUAAGAUAUAUGGGUCUGUUACAUUUCCAGGGAUCUGCAUUACGUGGGGUUUGAUCGUCAUGGUCAUGAUCUACUCCGUCGGUCAUAUAUCCGGUGCGCAUUUCAAUCCAGCGGUCACGAUCGCGUUUGCCAUUUUUAGACGGUUCCCUUAUCGCCAGGUGCCUAUUUAUAUUGUUGCUCAGUUAUUGGGUUCGAUACUCGCAAGUGGCACGUUGCGCUUGGCGUUAGACUCAAAGACGGAUCAUUUCUUCGGAACAGUUCCGGUGGGAUCCAACGCUCAAUCCCUGGUUCUUGAGAUCAUAAUCUCCUUCCUAUUGAUGUUUGUCAUUUCCGGUGUGUCGACGGAUAAUCGAGCGAUAGGAGAACUGGCAGGCCUUGCCGUGGGAUCGACGAUUUCGUUGAAUGUCUUCGUCACAGGGCCGGUCUCCGGAGCGUCGAUGAACCCAGCACGGAGCAUCGGGCCAGCGAUCAUCAUGAACAAUUACAAAGGCUUGUGGGUCUACAUCAUUGGGCCGAUUAUCGGCACCAUUGCCGGAGCCUUUGCCUACAAUCUGAUCAGGUUCACGGACAAACCACUCCGGGAGAUAACGAAAAGCACGUCCUUCCUCAAGAGCAUGUCUAGGGACAUUCCCUAGUAGGGUUCUCCCCAUAUUUCUUCUUUUUCACUUUAAUUGUGUACUGCUUACGAGCCAAAAGAAUGUAUAUACUAGGAUGUUUUACUUUUAUUAUU